This is a messenger RNA of Eurypyga helias (sunbittern), 960 nucleotides long. RefSeq names its product FYVE, RhoGEF and PH domain-containing protein 6-like. Gene Ontology annotation, cellular component: cytoplasm. The transcript has 9 exons. The annotation marks the transcript as partial. Gene Ontology annotation, molecular function: metal ion binding. NCBI's taxonomy places the organism in Eukaryota, Metazoa, Chordata, Aves, Eurypygiformes, Eurypygidae. The record is from RefSeq and is a predicted model, not a curated record.
UUCAAUGAUGCCCUGUUGUAUACUACUCCAGUUCAGUCAGGGAUGUAUAAACUCAACAACAUGCUGUCGCUGGCCGGAAUGAAGGUUAAAAAGCCAACCCAGGAAGCGUAUCAGAACGAACUGAACAUUGAAAGCGUAGAGAGAUCCUUCAUUCUUUCAGCAAGUUCUGCUACAGAAAGAGAUGAAUGGUUAGAAGCCAUCUCCAAGUCAAUUGAAGAAUAUACAAAAAAGAGAAUCACGUUUAAUCCUAGCAAAAGUCUUGAAGAGGCAGAUCCAGAGAAACAGGAAGAAGAUAGUCCUCUGGGAUCAAAGGCUCCGAUCUGGAUCCCUGAUACUAGAGCCACUAUGUGUAUGAUCUGUACAAGUGAAUUCACCUUGACAUGGAGAAGGCACCACUGCAGGGCAUGCGGAAAGAUUGUCUGUCAGGCUUGUUCAUCAAAUAAACAUGGCUUAGACUAUAUGAAAAACCAGCCAGCAAGGGUAUGUGAUCAUUGCUUCAGGGAGCUACAGAAACAAGAUAACCAGUGCACUCCGAAGAGCGGGUCCCCAGUCAACCAUAAAUCUCCAUCCAGUGCCUUGUCUACAGUCUUACAUAGUAUUCCCUCUGGAAGGAAGCAGAAAAAGAUUCCUGCAGCCCUCAAAGAAGUUUCAGCAAAUACAGAAGACUCUACGAUGAGUGGCUACCUACACAGAUCUAAGGGUAGUAAGAAACCAUGGAAACACCUAUGGUUUGUUAUAAAAAAUAAGGUGCUAUACACUUAUGCCGCUAGUGAGGAUGUGGCAGCGUUAGAGAGCCAGCCUUUACUUGGAUUCACAGUCAGUGAAGUAAAAGAUGAAAACUCAGAGUCCAGAGUGUUCCAUUUACUGCACAAAAACACUUUAUUUUACAUAUUCAAAGCAGAUGAUCCCCAUUCAGCUCAAAAGUGGAUAGAAGCUUUUCAGGAAGGCACCAUAUUAUAG